GGCGCUAGGUGCGGCUUUAUGAGCAGGCAGAGCCGGGCGGCGCGGGCAGAGCUGGUGGCAGGCGCAGGAGGAAGUAUGAGGACCGCGGGGGCCGUGUGGCUGCUGGCCCUGCUAUGCCGGGCGCAAACUACAGAUCUGAACCUUCCUCCUGAAGACUUGGACUCAUCUGGAGAUGAUGAUGACGCUUUCUCUGGCUCAGGUGCUGGUGCAUUGUCUCAUUCUGUGGAGGCGAUUAUUCUAGUAGGACCUACAAAUUCAUCCAUAGAUGUUGAAAAACUUCAAACAACUAUUUACUAUCUCCAUGAGACGGGAAGCCCAGCUGACAAGGAAGUAGUGGCUCCAUCCUCCAGCAGUGAUGUGGUGACAGAUGAGCCAGAAGUAGAUGUCCCGGAUGAAACGCAUGAACUGGUCACCUUCAUUGCCGGUGAAAGGGAGGAAGUGAUGACUACAAGUCCUACUACUCAUAGUCCCAGUGUCAAACUAACUACCUCACCAGUCUUGAGUACAGCUGAUGCAGUGGAACCUGCCAUCCAUAGUUUUGAUGUGGGUGAUUUUGCUAAAGAAGCGCAUGAUCCCAACUUUCCCCCUGCUAGCAAGGAAGAUGUCACUACAGCUGCUGUCCACACAACCACUACCCUUAGGACUGACAUUCCAGCACAUGAAGAUGGAGAGAUUCUGACUUCUGAGGAUGGCUCUGGAGACGUGGGAGACUUCUUCAUCUCUAGGAAUGAUGAAAAACUAGUAGACUCCGACAGGAAUACAGAUGUUGACUCUGAAAGGAAUAGUAAAGCUGCAGGAGCCUUGGGAAUAAUGGACCGGAAAGAAGUCCUAGGAGGUGUCAUUGCUGGAGGAUUAGUAGGCCUGCUAUUUGCAGUGUUCCUAGUUGGGUUUAUGCUGUAUAGAAUGAAGAAGAAAGACGAAGGAAGCUAUUCAUUGGAUGAACCAAAGCAGUCGAAUGGAGGAUACCAAAAACCACACAAACAAGAAGAAUUCUAUGCGUAAACACUGAUAUUCAGGACAUUUAAUUCACCUUUUGUUUUUUUUGUUUUUUGUUUGUUUUGUUUUUUUCUUGGGCUCUCCUGUCCCUGCACAUGGACCUCCUCCUGGUUUUCUGCAUUAAACUCGAGCCAUAUGACCGUUGGGUGCAACUCCUGCUACCUUGCCAUUGGAAAUUCAGACUACAAAAUAGAUCUGGAUUCACUGAUCUCCAUCCUGCUUUCUUGCACAAAGAUCUUUUUAAAGUAGGACUGCAAAGCUCCUAAACUUGCUUUGGUUUAGCUAAAGACUGCUGGGUGAAAGGAGAUGAGGGAGAACUGCAUGUAUAUAAACUGUUUGAUGGUUAGAAAACUGGCAGGAAUAAACAGCUAAGAAAGCUUGAUCUCUGGUAUACAGAAUUUUUUUCCAUGUUUUAACUGACAAAACUGUAUGUAGUAUGAUUACCUGCAUUUGGCAGGAAAGGUUGGUACCUUCCAGGCUUUUUUUUUUUUUUUCCUAGCUGCCAAAAUUAUAGCACUUAAUGGCCAUAAGACAGCAUACAGAAGAUGACUACUAGUUAAGAGGAGGAGUGAAAGGAUAGGGCAGGCUUAUUUGACUGCCACUGAAUUAAAGAGUCUAAUUUAUACUUUUCAGAAAAGACUAUUUUAACAGUUUCCCUAACUAGUUCCUUAAGUCGGUACACAUACUGGUACUUUUUUAUUGAGGGUUUAACUAGACAAAACUGUAUGCUCUAUACGGAAACGGAGCUUCCUUAUCCUACUUAAUCCUUCCAGGCUGAUUUAAACCAAGAAAUGACUUGGGAUUAGAUGGUCUAAUCCCACCAUUCUUUAGAUGCCAAAUUUCCCUUCUAGUCUUGGGGUUGAUCCUGUUGUAUCCCGCACCACUAUGUGAUACUCUGAUUCCAUAUUCUAGCCUCUACCUCUGUGCUGUUAGAGUGGAAGUGACCACUGCAACUAAAUCUGCCAUGAGUAUACCUGAUGCCUACUGCAUUUGUUCAUAGUGUGAAUGGUACAAAAACCAGGGCAGACCAAGUGUCUGGGGAUGCUAUCCCCAAGAACCAGGGAGCAUGGAAGCAUAUUAUGUAUUUAAACUGGCACAAGCUCAAUGAACACAGCCAGUUUUAUAGAAAUGUCAGCUGUUGCAAUUUAAGGAAAUUUGUCUUCAGACCAAUAUCCUUAUGUACAAGGAUGUUAUGGAUAAGCGUGUACCUUCAUCUUUACAGUAUCACCUGGCUAACCUUCCAAGCCAAGGAGCUUUUGUUGCUUUGAGUAGAAAAGAUGUAAAGGGAAGUAGCUUGUUUCAAAAGUUUUGCCAGAAAUUGGUGGGUUUUAAUAUACAAUAGAACUUCACAGUGAAGUGUCGUGACAAUCUAAAUAGAUGGAUGCGUUUAACUACACUUGUCCAUGAAAUGGAAUUGAGUGACCUUGGUUUAAACCAUAAAUGCGGAAGAAAUGUUAGACUUCCUAAAAUACUGCAUAAUCUUUGCCUUUUGCUUUGCCAUCUGGACUUCGUAUUAUGUUCCAAGUCGAUAAGGUUCUUUCCUGCUCUUAGUGAAGGUAGAAGGAAGAGAUGAAUGUUUACAAUUAGGAUGUAAAUAUUUAUAGUGCCGAGGAAGUGAUUGGAGAACAUUGGCAGCAGUUGGCACAUGUAGGGUGGAAAAAAAUUAUUUUAACUUAAAUGAAGUAGAAAACAUUCCUGAGUUACUACUUGCCUAAAACUGGUGCCUUUUUCAAUUUUUCUCAACCAAACCAAGAAAGUACUUGUUUGAUUCCAAACUUAUUUAUGCACUAGAUUAAUUGCCUGUUUAGCAGUUUGCUCUUAAUUUUCUAAGAAAAUAAAAUUUGAAAUGUUAAUCACUGCCUUUUUUUUUUUUUUUACACUGAGUUUUUAUAAGUUAAUGCAACAACUGGAUGGUGUUAAUUGCAGCUGUAACUUUGCUUUGUAUAGGAAUGCAGAAAUGCUGUUUUGAUAGCAGGUUUUCUUGAUGGUUUUUUGUUUUUGUUUUGUUUUUUGCUUUGGGGUUUUUUUUUCUCUUUUUGAGAGAAAUGCUUGCAAACCACAGGAAUCUAAAAUAACUUCAGUUGUACCUCACCACUUUGUAGAGGGAAUAAAAAAAUAACUUUGUAUAUUUUGGUAGCUUAUUGUCAUGCUUGGUUUCCCUAAUUCUAGCUAUUCUUCAUUAUUUAAGUGGUGCAAAUGAAUUUUAAUGGAAGAUACUUCAGUUGGUUAUCAGUACACCGUGUAAAGAGACACAUGCAAUAAAUGGCAUUUUGGCAAGUGA
Alligator mississippiensis (American alligator) is the source of this 3277-nucleotide messenger RNA. RefSeq names its product syndecan 1 (gene SDC1). Gene Ontology annotation, cellular component: cell surface; membrane. NCBI's taxonomy places the organism in Eukaryota, Metazoa, Chordata, Crocodylia, Alligatoridae. The record is from RefSeq and is a predicted model, not a curated record. Gene Ontology annotation, biological process: cell migration. The transcript has 5 exons. Bases 19 to 1002 code for a protein of 327 amino acids.